AUGGGCGCUGAGAAGAUGACAGAGAUUGAGCUGGAGCACAUGGAAGAGGUUGUCGGCAAGGUCAAGGCCGACGCCAAGCGCUCGGCCACCGACAAGGCAGCGGCUCUGGAAGAGGUGUCCAAGCUGGAGGCGCUUGUUGCGCAGCUGAAGCAGCAGCAGCCGCAGAGCAAGGGCCUGGGCGAAAGCACAGACAAGGCGUCGGCGGAGGCUGUGACUUCACUGCGCGCUGAGUGCGACGCAGCCAACAAGAAGGUGGAGAGCCUGCAGGGGGCGGAAGCUGCGCUGAAGUCGGCGCGGUCGGCGCUGGCGGCGCGCGACGAGAAGCUGCGGGGAAUGGCGCGGCAGCUGGAGGGAACGCGUGCAGAACUGGACCAGGCUCGGAAGGCCGCGCCAAAACAGGCACCGCAGCCGCCGCGCCUCAAGGCCGUCAAGGAAGAGGAGGAAUUCGUCGACGAAUCCCCCCGAGCCGCCAGGGGCCCGAGCGGCUUCUUGCAGGCAGAGCCAUCGCCGAUGGAGCCGGACCGGCGCAGCAGCAGCUUUGACGGCUGGCUCACCAGCGCUUCAGCCGCCACCACCGCCGGCCGCGCAUCCGACCCACAGUCCACGUCAGCCACAAGGGGAUCCGGUGCGGCAAGGUCGGGCAGUUCGGGGAUGAGUUCGCGUUCGCGACGCAGCAGCCGCACCGGCGCGAAGGACAAGGAAGUCGAGGCGCAGCUGAGCGCAGCCAAGCAGAAGCUGGAGGCGCACCUGGCCAGCCUUGGGGGACUGCAAGAUGACUCACCAGAGCCUGAACAGGACUCGGCCAGGGAAGUCACAGCGAGCCAUGUGGCUGAGGCUGAGGAGCUGAGGCAGCAGCUGCAGAUGGCGCAAGAUGAGCUGCACAAGCACCUGCAGGAAGCUCAGAUGAGGAAAGCUGAGGACGAAAGCAAGAUCGAGAGCUUGGAGGUUGCGCGGAGCUCGCUGGAGGAGAAGCUCCACCUGGCAGAGGCCAGGAAGAUGAAGCUGGAGCAGCGGGUCUCAGCCCUCACCAAGCAGAACGCUGCCCUCGCGCGAGCAGGCACUCAGGUGACAACCAAGGAGGGCUUGGAUGCUGUCAAGGCGCAGCUGAAGGGCUACACCCGGGGCAUGGAGGACGGCAAGGAGGAGGCGCAGGCGCAGAUAGAGGAGCUGGAGAAGGAGAAGAAGAAGCUGGAGCGGAAGCUGGCCGCCCUGACAGCCAAAUCAAGCGCGCUCAAGGAAGCCAAUGAGUCACAGGCAGUCACCCUCGACGGCCUGCAGGCUGUGAAGGAGCAGCUGAAGGGGUAUGAGAAGGGGUUUGCGGCCGGGGGCAAGACAAGCAAGAACAGGGAGGCGGACCUCUCCUGCGUGCAGGCCCAGCUCAAGGGCUACUCCGAGGGGCUGGAGGCCGGACAGGCUGAGGCUCGCGCGGAGAUCGCAGCGGUGCAGGCAGAGUCGGCAGAUGCGGAGGGGCGAGUGGCUGUGCUGGAGGACAAGAUAGAGGCGCUAGAAGCCGAGAACGCCCACCUGGAAUCAAUGAAGAAUGCGUUGGAGGGGUGGGUGCGCGGAAUGGAGGCAUGCAAGUCUGAGCAGGAGGGGCUCAAGAGGGAGAAGGAGGAGCAGCUGUAUGAAUCCCUGGAGGGUCUGAAAGCAGAAUUGGAUGCAUACAGAAGCAGAACCUCAAGCCUUGACGGGACGGUGGCGCAGCUGAGCGCUGAGCUGGAGCUCGAGAGGAGCCGCUCCGCCUCGCUGCACGCCGAGAAGGCCGCACUGCGCGGCCACCUGGCCGGCAUCGUGUCGCGCCUGCGCCCCGGCCAGCUUCCCGGCUCUAUAAACCCCGCCGGGGGCGCGCCGCCGCCGCCGGCAGCGGCCGCGGCCGCGGCGGCCGACCCACUUGCGGUGGCGGCCGCCGCGCUGCUCGCCGCUGACUCACUCGCUGAGUCACCUGCUGAGUCAUCUGCCGAGCUGCCGGGUCAACCACUCGGAGAGGUCGCCGUUGACGGCCGGCUAUCCCUGGACGCCUGGGGACGUAGCGCCACUCCCAGAAGCACUGCUGGGAGCUCUGAAGUCAAGCAACAUGACCAGGGAGCGAAGCAGGGGUCUAGCAGUGCGGAUGUGUCGGACGGGCUGAGCGUGCCGAUCACACCGGGCCGAGCAAACGAGCCGCCGGUGAAGGGCAAGGGUGAGGAAGGGGUGGUUGGGGCGGUGGGCAGGGGAGGCGAUGAAAGAGAGCAGCACCAUUUUGCGCCCAGCUGCAGCGCGGAGGAGGAUGCCCAUGUGGCCAAGAGGGGCCGUGCUGACUCAGCGGAGGACUGGACUUUUGCUUCAGCAAUGGAGCACUGA
Molecule: messenger RNA, 2340 nt
Organism: Coccomyxa subellipsoidea C-169
Lineage: Eukaryota; Viridiplantae; Chlorophyta; Trebouxiophyceae; Coccomyxaceae
Exons: 14
Coding region: 1-2340 (779 amino acids)
Source: RefSeq, a predicted model, not a curated record